AGCUGGCAACAUAAAGAUGACGUCAUCUGUCAAACAGGUUGAAAUUAAUCGCGACGCUAAUAACGUCUUUAUAUCAAACUGCAGUUAUCAGAUAUCAUUCUAACGCAACAGAAUUGGGUGUUUCGUAUUGUGCUGAAAACAUUGUUUAUUUAAAGUUUUUAAUUUUACGUAUCAUAUAAUAACAUACAACUGCAUCUCUAAGUUUUUUAGUUAUUCAUGUCUUACUGAUUCCCGACUUAGACUCAUCUUCUUUUAAAUUUUCAUCACAAUCACAGUAUAAUAAUGGACUCUCUCGUCGAAAUACCGGUCGCUGAAUGGCCUCGGCUCCGAGACUUGUUUAGCAUUGACUGGCCGAAUGGAGCGGCCGCUUAUUGUCUUUUAGACACGAAUAUAAACUCACCGAAAUUAAGUCAAGAUUUUAACUUCAAAGUGUACUGCCCUUUUGGAGAUUUUAAUAAUGGAAUGGUCGCGACAACCCUACAGGGCAAUGACCUUCAAGUUAUAAUAAGACCUUUGAAAGAUGUUAUAAAAAUAGAAGAAGCGUUAUUAUCAACAAAUCUUAUAGAUUGGAGCAAAACUAUUAUGUCUCCGUUUGCAAGUCCAGAAGUAACAGCAAGUCUUGUAAAGAUAUCAAAAAAACUAAACGUCAAAGUAUACUACGAACAUAAUAAAGCUAUUACAUUUCUUUUGAAUAAAACGCGCAUCCCAUUUGAUAUAAGUUUACCAGAAAAUACUUACAUAGCGCCUCUUAAAGCUGAACAUAUUGAUAUACUUAACAAAACAUGGACGUAUUCGAGCGAUCAUUCGAAAGAUUUCUUUGAAAUACUAAUGAAUAAUGAUUAUACGUAUGUUUUAUACUCGUUAGAAAAUAAAGAACCAAUGGCUUGGGUUACUGUCAACGAAGCAGGUGCACUAUCUCAUCUGUUUUGUUUAGAACCCUACAGAAGGAAAGGUUACGGUGAGUUGAUAACUAAAUACGCUUGCAACGAUAUUAUGAAGAAAGGACGCGAUGUGAUAGCAUACACUGUUGAAAAUAAUAAUAACUCGCAAAAGUUACUCUUGAAAUUGGGAUUCGAAAAUAUCGGAUACGAUUAUUGGGUCAUUAUUGUAAAGGAAUAAAAUUAUCAGCAAUAAA
Papilio polytes (common Mormon) is the source of this 1135-nucleotide messenger RNA. RefSeq lists its product as uncharacterized. The record is from RefSeq and is a predicted model, not a curated record. Lineage: Eukaryota; Metazoa; Arthropoda; Insecta; Lepidoptera; Papilionidae. The transcript is spliced from 4 exons. Gene Ontology annotation, molecular function: acyltransferase activity, transferring groups other than amino-acyl groups. The coding region runs from base 283 to 1119 and encodes 278 amino acids.